UUUGUUUGUUUCCGUGGAACACAUUACGCUGACGGACCAAACAAAAAGAUUGCGCACUCUCCGACUUUCCCGCCUGCAGUUGAUGCCUUAAAGUGAAUUUCGCAGUAAAACUCAGAUUUGACUCUCUGAAUCCAGAUGAGGUUUCGGGGGAAGAUCGUGGACGUGGCGUGUCUGAAUCACUUCACCCGAGUCGUCACCACCAUCUCCAAGCUGACCAAGACGUGCGUGCUGCGGCUCAACCCGGACAAACUCUUCUUUGUCCUGUCGGGGAAAGUGGCCAAUGGAGGAGUCGGCAUGUGGUGUGAGCUGUCACAGGCUAACUUCUUUGACGAGUACCAGAUGGAGGGCUUUAACCCAGAGAACAAUGAGAUUUGUCUGGAGGUGGCUCCAGAGAACCUGUCCAGAGCCCUGAAGACGGUCCAGAAUGCCAAAUCUGUUAAAGUCAAACUGACCAAGAAGCAUUGCCCCUGUCUGACUGUCAGUGCUGAGCUGCCCACCAUGUCGAGCAUCAGCAGGGUGGUCACUCAUGACGUUCCGGUGGACGUGAUCCCCACAAGACUCUGGCACGAGCUAAAGGAGCCGAGCAUGCCGGACUUUGAUGUCAGCAUCUACCUGCCGCCUCUGAAGACCAUAAAGAACGUGGUGGACAGAAUGAAGAACCUCUCCAACUUCCUGGUCAUUGAGGCCAACAUGAACGGAAAGAUGAACCUGAAGAUCGAGACCGACCUGGUUUCUGUCUCCACCCACUUCAGAGAUUUAGGAAACCCUCCUUCAGGCGAUGGCGCCUCUCAGGACGGCAGCCCGACCAGAGACCCGCACAGCAUGGCGGAGGUCCGGGUGGACAUCAGGAAGUUGCAGCAGUUCCUGGUGGGACAGCAGGUCAACCCCAGCAAGUCCAUGUGCAAUAUCGUCCAUCAGAGUGUGGUCCACCUGAUUCUGCUGCAUGAAGACGUCUCCCUGCAGUAUUUCAUCCCCAGCGUGGCGUAGACGCGAGCGGUUCCCCUGAGAGGAUCGGGGUCCUGAGGAAGACGAGGAUGACUCGGUUUGAGUUCACCAAUAAACACGGGAGUCAGGAAUGACUGUAACAGACUGAGGACUUUCCAACAAACCAGGGAAACUGAGACUGGCAAUGUUCACGUCCAAGAUCUUCAUGAUCAGAUGUUCUGGUUUAAGGUUUCAUGCAGUCACAGAGGGCAAACAUUAAAAACCUGGUUAGAAA
Molecule: messenger RNA, 1219 nt
Organism: Oryzias melastigma (Indian medaka)
Lineage: Eukaryota; Metazoa; Chordata; Actinopteri; Beloniformes; Adrianichthyidae
Gene: hus1
Product: HUS1 checkpoint clamp component
Exons: 8
Coding region: 136-987 (283 amino acids)
Biological process (GO): mitotic DNA replication checkpoint signaling; mitotic intra-S DNA damage checkpoint signaling; telomere maintenance
Cellular component (GO): site of double-strand break; checkpoint clamp complex; nucleolus
Source: RefSeq, a predicted model, not a curated record